Astyanax mexicanus (Mexican tetra) is the source of this 2488-nucleotide messenger RNA. RefSeq names its product adenosine receptor A3-like. Gene Ontology annotation, biological process: G protein-coupled adenosine receptor signaling pathway. The record is from RefSeq and is a predicted model, not a curated record. The transcript has 2 exons. NCBI's taxonomy places the organism in Eukaryota, Metazoa, Chordata, Actinopteri, Characiformes, Acestrorhamphidae. Gene Ontology annotation, molecular function: G protein-coupled adenosine receptor activity. Gene Ontology annotation, cellular component: dendrite; membrane; synapse. Bases 10 to 936 code for a protein of 308 amino acids.
CUUCUUUCGAUGGAUGCCAGUGCUAGAUGGGGUUUUAUACUGCUCGAAGUGAUCAUUGCUGUGGCGUGUUGCCUGGGCAAUGCGGUGGUGAUCUGGGCAGUGUGGACAUGUGAAGUCUUCAGGAAGCCCACCUUCUACUUCAUUGCAUCCCUCGCAGUGGCUGAUUUCCUGGUGGGGUUUGUGGCCAUUCCAUUGGCCAUGCUGUUGGAUAUUGAAGUAAAGGCCUCUUUUCAUGGAUGCCUUUUCAUGUGCUGUGUUCUGCUAAUGCUGCCGAUAACUUCUAUUGUUUUACUCCUGGCCAUCGCAGUGGACCGGUUUCUCCUGGUGCGCAUCCCUCUCAGGUACAGUUCUACAGUCACUGCGAAACGCGCUUGGAUUGUGAUCGCUCUUUGCUGGAUUAUUUCUGCAGUUUGGGGUUUUAUGCCGAUGUUUGGCUUGAACAACCAGAACAGUUUGGACAGCACAGCACAAAACAACACAAACUCCGCCAACUUUCAAUGCGGCUUUUUAAUUGUUAUACCCAUUACUUUUCUGGUAAACAUCAUAUUCUUCACUUGUCUACUUCCUCCUUUGGUUAUUAUGACAGGGCUGUAUUUGUACAUCUUUCUGACCACUAGAAAGCGGUUAAGAGCACAUAUAGGUGAAACUACCACAACUGGCACAGAUUAUCAGAAAGAACAUAAGCUGGUCACUUCACUGGCUCUGGUCUUGGUUCUCUUUGCCGUCUGCUGGCUCCCUCUGUUCCUUAUGAACACUGCACAACUUUACGGUAACAAUAUCACUGUACCUCCAACCUUGAUUGAUAUAGGUGUCCUUCUGUCUCAUUUUAAUUCAGCUGUAAAUCCCAUAGUAUAUGCAUUCAGGAUCCCCAAGAUAAAGGAGACGUGCAUUAAGAUGUGGCGCAGACAUUACCACGGCAGAGAAGAGCAGUUUUAGAGCGAUGAACAGAAUGAUGAUGAAAACAGCAGAAACAGCAAUACCAAAAAAAAGGUAGAAAAUCCACAGUAUUACACAACAGACAUUACGAGAAUAGGGAACUGUAGCGUUGCAGUAACGUUGGGUAACAGAUCAGUAGUUAAGUAGUUACACAACUGUUAGUGUCUAUUGGUUGUACGCUAUCUUUUAAAAAUGCCAUUGGCACCAGAAUAAUUCUCUAUUCAUCAAACAGUUAACAAUGAUAAAUGUAUUAUAAAUACAAUUUAAGAAAUACCAGUUAACUUUUUUUGUCAGUAAAAUACAGUGGGUACACUGUAAAACCUAACUGCAUUUCUUACUGAACUAAUUUAAGUUAGCAUAACUUAAAUAUUAUCACAGAAACUUGGCAUCACUUAUGCUGAUAAAGUCAAACUAACUCAAAAAUUAUGUGAAAAUUAUGUGACUUUAAAAAAAUGUUUGUUUUAAAUGUUUGAUUCGAGUUAAUGUAACUUAAGGGAAAAAAAAAUCUAGGCAAUCGGAUUCCUCAAAUAAAAUAAGUUGGUGCCGUUUGAUAGGACGUUUUUAUAACUACAUUUUAUAAUCUAUAUUUUACUUUAUUAGUUGUAAAUAAGUUAGCUCAACUUGAUUUGCUGGAGUUGUGUAAAAACAGUACAUUUAAGUUAAAUUGAAUUUAAGUAAUGCAUGCCUGUUAAGGCAGGCAUACUUAAUUUUAACACGUUGGCACAACUAUUAUAUACAUCCAAAUGGUGAUCUUUGAGUUGAACCAUUGGUUUCCAUUGGUUUCUGGUAAAAUCUAUUUGCAUACUGGGUGUGUCCCCCAUUUUCUGAAACUCACCAUCAGUGUGUAGUCAUUCCCCCCAGCCUACCUUAGAUAAACUUGUAGCUCAAAUAUCAUGAUUAACUGCUUGGUCUCUGUUUUGUUGUAGGCUGUAAGAACAAGCAGCAUUUUUCUGAGCUGCUACAGUAACUCUCUAUUGGCUGUGCUCUCAAUACUGUUCACUCUGUAGGUAAUUUAUGUGAAUUCAUAAUUUUGAGGAUAACUUUGUUGAACUCUACACAGUAUUCAAAAUAACUAUUUUUUUUUUACUUAAUUCAUUGAGACAACGAAUUUCCUCAAAAAACGAUUUGAGUAGACUUAACUUAUUAGGGUUUAUAAAGAGCACAUGAGUCCAAAAUAGUUAAAUAAACUAACAAUUACACUGUGAACAUGGUUAGCACAAGUCACUUGAUUUAUUCAAUUCUAUAUAAUAAUGAUUAUGUGCAUUAUUCACACUCUUUUAAAAAAUAAUUUAUGCUCAAAUUGUUUGAGUUUUUAAACUUAAAUGGUUUAAGGCAAUCGCUUUCCUCAAAUCGUUUGAAUUUACUUAACUUGUCAAGUUUUACAGUGUAUGAAAAAGUUCGGGCAUCCCUGGUAAUUGUAAUAGUCAUGAUUUUCCUUUUCCUUUAUAAAUCAUUGGUUGUUCCGAUCAGCAAUUUGAGGUAAAUAUAAAAAUCAACAGAUGAACACUGCGAUAUUUGAGAAGUGAAUUGAAGUUUAUAGGAAAAAAGUUUU